This is a messenger RNA of Naumovozyma castellii, 1476 nucleotides long. It is a transcript of the gene TIM50, whose product is annotated as protein translocase subunit TIM50. NCBI's taxonomy places the organism in Eukaryota, Fungi, Ascomycota, Saccharomycetes, Saccharomycetales, Saccharomycetaceae. The record is from RefSeq and is a predicted model, not a curated record. The transcript has a single exon. The coding region runs from base 1 to 1476 and encodes 491 amino acids.
AUGCCGAUGCUGCUGCUACCUAUUGCUAGACAACUCUGUCGUGCAUCGUCGUCACCAUUAGUUAGGAUGGCUGCUCCUGCAGUGUUAUCCGCUGUGAGUCAACACGAGUUGAAAAGAAAUUUGCAUUAUUCGUCCACUAUGCUGGAUGCAAAGAAGAAGAAGGAGGGUCCAAAGUCUAUCCUUACUGAUGAUUUGCUUGCCAAGGCUGGGUUGGAUGUGGAUGAGAUGAAUGCUAAGAAAGAUGGGACUGGUGAAGAGAAGGAAAGUAGUAGUCACGAAGGUGAAGCGGAGGAAGAAGGAAGUGGUGAGGCCAAGACGAGAAAGAAGAGGAGUAGAAAGACCUCCACUGAUAUUAAGAGGGAGAAGUAUGCCAAUUGGUUCUAUAUCUUUUCCUUUUCCGGUCUUGCUGGAGGUGCAUUAUACAUGACUAGAGAUUGGGAUGCUUCCGAACCGGAGGAAAUUAAGAAAGAUAUUGGUAAUGGGUACAGUGCUGGAUUAAUGUAUCAAAGGUUCAAAGCACGUUUCAAUUCCAUGUUUACUUAUUUCCAAGAACCUCCAUUCCCUGAUUUAUUACCACCUCCACCACCGGCACCAUACCAAAGACCAUUAACUUUGGUCAUUACUUUGGAAGACUUUUUAGUUCAUUCCGAAUGGUCGCAAAAGUACGGUUGGAGGACCGCUAAGAGACCGGGAGUGGAUUAUUUCCUUGGUUAUUUGUCUCAAUACUAUGAAAUUGUUUUAUUUUCAUCGAAUUAUAUGAUGUAUGGUGAAAAGAUUGCAGAGAAAUUGGAUCCACUUCAUGCGUUCAUUUCAUACAAUUUGUUCAAAGAGCAUUGUGUUUACAAGGACGGUGUUCACAUUAAGGAUUUAUCCAAAUUGAACAGAGAUGUGAAUAAAGUUUUGAUUAUUGAUACUGAGCCAAAUAAUUAUAAAUUGCAACCAGAGAAUGCCAUUCCUGUGAAACCAUGGGAUGGUAAGGCAGAUGAUGAAUUGUUAAGAUUGAUUCCAUUUUUGGAAUAUUUAGCUACACAACAAACUGAAGAUGUUAAACCAAUUUUGAAUAGUUUCCAUGAUAAAUAUGAAUUACCUGAAGAAUUUAAUAAUCGUGUUAUUAAAUUGAGGGAGAAAUUUGAAAAGGAUCAAAAAUUGAAACAAGAUGGUAAUUGGGCAUUAAAGGCUCUUGGUGUUGCUACAAAUUUAACUGGACAAGGUUCCAAAUUCCCCUUAGAUCUAAUUCGUGAAGAAGGUGAAAAGAAUUAUGUUCGCUUCAUGAAAUUGAUUGAAGAGGAGAAGGAAAAGAUGAGGAUCCAACAGGAACAAAUGAGUGGUCAAACAUUCACUUUGAAGGACUACGUGGAGGGUAACAUCCCUACUCCAGAAGAGCAAAUGCAAGCUCAAUUAGAGAAGCAGAAGGAAAUUGAUGAACUUUUCGAACAAAAGAAGAAAGAGAAAGCGCAGGAGCAGCAAAAGCAAUGA